UGUUCGAUCUGUCUGGAUCUACUGAAGGAUCCGGUGACUACUGUCUGUGGACACAGCUACUGUAAGAGCUGUAUUAACACCCACUGGGACAAAGAGGAGGAGAGAGGAAGCUACAGCUGUCCUCAGUGUAGACAGACCUUCACACCGAGGCCUGUCCUGGAGAAAAACACCAUGUUAGCUGAUUCACUGGAGGAGCUGAAGAAGACUGGACUCCAAGCUGCUCCUGCUGAUCACUGCUAUGCUGGACCUGAAGAUGUGGCCUGUGAUGUCUGCACUGGGAGAAAACGGAAAUCUCUCAAGUCCUGUUUGAAUUGUUUGGCCUCUUAUUGUGAAAAACACCUCCAGCAUCAUCUUCAGUCCCCUCCAUUGAAGAAGCACAAGCUGGUGGAGCCCUCGGAGAAGCUCCAGGAGAACAUCUGCUCUCGUCACGACGAGGUGAUGAAGAUGUUCUGCCGCACUGAUCAGCAGUGUAUCUGUUAUCUCUGCUCGGUGGAGGAACAUAAAGACCACGACAAAGUGUCAGCUGCAGCAGAAAGGACUGAGAGGCAGAGAGAGCUCGGGCCGAGGAGACAAACAAUCCAGCAGAGAGUCCAGGACACAGAGAAAGACGUGAAGCUGCUUCAACAGGAGGAGGAGGCCCUCAAUGGCUCUGCUGAUAAUGUCCUCCAGUGUCCUCCAGUGUCCUCCAGUGUCCUCCAGUGUCCUCCAGUGUCCUCCAGUGUCCUCCAGUGUCCCCUGGAGGUGUUAUCAGGCCAGAUGGCAGACCUGCACGUUCCUGCUCAGCUGCAGUCUCCUCUCAGCGGUAUGCUAAUUAGAUGGCGGAGCGACUGA
Molecule: messenger RNA, 831 nt
Organism: Limanda limanda (common dab)
Lineage: Eukaryota; Metazoa; Chordata; Actinopteri; Pleuronectiformes; Pleuronectidae
Product: E3 ubiquitin/ISG15 ligase TRIM25-like
Exons: 2
Molecular function (GO): zinc ion binding
Source: RefSeq, a predicted model, not a curated record